AUGGGUGAGCUAGAAAUGGGUAGAGAUUUAAAUCAAGAACUUGGUCUUAUUAAAGUCGGUGACAUUCGUUGGGAAUCUCACUACAAGUCAUUUGAAAAUUUUAUUAGUAACUUUGACUCCAUUGUUGAUAUACUUGAUUCUCUUGUUGAAAAUGCAAGUACUUCGGAAGAAAAAGCUAGCGCAUCGGGAUUUCUUAGAAGUUGUCAAACUUUUGAGACUGUUUUCUUGUUGCAUUUGAUGGCUGAUGUUUUAGGAAUCACAAAUAAUCUUAAUGUGUCAUUACAGAAAAAGAAACAGGAUAUUGCUAAUGCCAUAAUUCUUGUAAAAGUAGCAAAGAGAAGAUUGCAAGCUUUACGAGAUAAUGAAUGGGAUCCUCUUCUAAAAAAGAAUGUUGGUUGGGAUUCGCUCAAAGAAAAGGCCGAGACAUUUUGUAUCAAGCAUAAUAUUCCAUUACUCAAUUAUGAUGGGCCAUAUGCUUACUCUGGGAGAUCACGACGUAAAAUAGUUGAUUAUACUACUUUGCACCAUUAUCGUAUGGAUGUGUUUUAUAAAAUUAUUGAUUGGCAGCUACAAGGACUUAAUGACUAUUUUAAUGAGGUGAAAAGUGAUUUGCUUAAUGGUGUAACUUGUUUGAAUCCAGUUGAUACAUUUUUUAGUUUUGACAUCAAAAAGAUAUUGGUGAUGGCUAAAUUAUAUCCUGAUAACUUUGAUGAAUUCAACAUGAGGGUUCUUGAGAAUCAACUUGUUAAUUAUAUUAUUGAUGUUCGUGAUAUUGAUAAAAGAUUCUCCAAUUUAGGCAGACUUGGGAACUUUAAAGAAAUGAAGUUUGCGUUGCUUCUACUCAUUGCCACUGCAUCAGUUGAAAGAGUUUUUUCGGCAAUGAA
Messenger RNA from Capsicum annuum, 884 nucleotides. RefSeq lists its product as uncharacterized. The record is from RefSeq and is a predicted model, not a curated record. The annotation marks the transcript as partial. The transcript has 2 exons. NCBI's taxonomy places the organism in Eukaryota, Viridiplantae, Streptophyta, Magnoliopsida, Solanales, Solanaceae.